AUGUACGAGUUACCGAGCCUGGUGAAGACGGCGUACUACGCUUGCAACCAGAUCGAGCGCGCCAAGUAUGACUUGUUGAGAACAAGGCACGUCGAUUUGCGAAGUUGUUGCUUGUCGCUGUUCGAACUGUUCAAAGCCGAAAGAAACACAGACGAGGACGACGGCAGGGAGACAAUGUACAGCAGAUCGUCAUUGCCCAGCGAGUUUGGAAAAGUGUGCGAGUUGGCAGCGUUGUACGGACACAUCGAUUGCCUGAGACUCGCUCGUGCAAUCGGCGUACCUUGGGAUGACCGUUUAUCUUUUACCACUCUUAAUAGCAUGAGUAUCAUGAGAAUAGGUUCGGCGUGCGAAAUGGCUGCGAUAUCGGGCAAUCUGGACUGUCUACAGUAUGCACGGGACAACGGCUGCCCGUGGGACGAAAUGACGUGUGCCAAGGCCGCGAAGAACGGCCACAUGGACUGUCUACGGUAUGCACGGGACAACGGCUGCCCAUGGGACGAAAUGACGUGUGCCAAGGCCGCGAAGAACGGCCACAUUGACUGUCUACGGUAUGCACGGGACAACGGCUGCCCGUGGGACGAAAAUACGUGUGCCAGUGCCGCGAAGAACGGCAACAUGGACUGUUUACGGUAUGCACGUGACAACGGCUGCCCGUGGGACGAGGAUACGUGUUCCCUUGCCGCAUCGAACGGUCACAUAGAUUGUUUACGGUAUGCACGUGACAACGGCUGCCCGUGGGACGAGGAUACGUGUUCCCUUGCCGCAUCGAACGGUCACAUAGAUUGUUUACGGUAUGCACGUGACAACGGCUGCCCGUGGGACGAGGAUACGUGUUCCAGUGCCGCGAAGAACGGCAACAUGGGCUGUCUACAGUAUGCACGGGACAACGGCUGCCCGUGGGACGAGAAUACCUGUUCCUUUGCCGCAUCGAACGGUCACAUAGAUUGUUUACGGUAUGCACGUGACAACGGCUGCCCGUGGGACGAGUGGACGUGUUCCAGUGCCGCGAAGAACGGCAACAUGGACUGUCUACAGUAUGCACGGGACAACGGCUGCCCGUGGAACGAGAAUACGUGUUCCUUUGCCGCAUCGAACGGUCACAUAGAUUGUUUACGGUAUACACGGGACAACGGCUGCCCGUGGGACGAUAAUACGUGUUCCUUUGCCGCAUCGAACGGUCACAUAGAUUGUCUACGGUAUGCACGGGACAACGGCUGCCCGUGGGACGAGAAUACGUGUUCCUUUGCCGCAUCGAACGGUCACGUAGACUGUUUACGGUAUGCACGUGACAACGGCUGCCCGUGGGACAAGUGGACGUGUUCCAGUGCCGCGAAGAACGGCAACAUGGACUGUCUACAGUAUGCACGGGACAACGGCUGCCCGUGGGACGAGGAUACGUGUUCCUUUGCCGCAUCGAACGGUCACAUAGACUGUUUACGGUAUGCACGUGACAACGGCUGCCCGUGGGACGAGUGGACGUGUUCCAGUGCCGCAUCGAACGGUCACAUAGAUUGUUUACGGUAUGCACGCGACAACGGCUGCCCGUGGAACGCGUGGACGUAUUUCACCGCCUUGCACAACGGUCAUUUAGACUGUAUCAAUUACGCAUUGGCUAAUGGGUGCCAUCCAGAAAUGCGCGAUCACAAUGUGAACAACGGUGGAGAAGACGGGCGUUCUUCGGACGAGGACAGUGUACUCGAUGUAGCAUGA
This is a messenger RNA of Acyrthosiphon pisum (pea aphid), 1710 nucleotides long. RefSeq lists its product as uncharacterized. NCBI's taxonomy places the organism in Eukaryota, Metazoa, Arthropoda, Insecta, Hemiptera, Aphididae. The transcript has a single exon. The record is from RefSeq and is a predicted model, not a curated record. The coding region runs from base 1 to 1710 and encodes 569 amino acids.